Copidosoma floridanum is the source of this 1802-nucleotide messenger RNA. RefSeq names its product pantothenate kinase 3 fbl (gene fbl). Gene Ontology annotation, cellular component: cytosol; nucleus. Gene Ontology annotation, molecular function: ATP binding; pantothenate kinase activity. Gene Ontology annotation, biological process: coenzyme A biosynthetic process. NCBI's taxonomy places the organism in Eukaryota, Metazoa, Arthropoda, Insecta, Hymenoptera, Encyrtidae. The record is from RefSeq and is a predicted model, not a curated record.
UUUUUUUAGCAAUGCCAUGGUUCGGUAUGGACAUUGGUGGCACACUUUGUAAAUUAGUAUACUUCGAGCCUAAGUACAUAACAAAAGACGAGGCAGACGCCGAGGUUGAAACGUUAAAGAAUAUUCGUCAAUAUUUGACCAAGAACUCAGCGUAUGGCAAAACUGGUCAUCGCGAUGCACAUCUACAGAUGGAUGACGUUUGCAUCAGGGGUAGAUGGGGUACGCUGCACUUUAUCCGUUUCCCGACAAGCGAGAUGGGCAACUUCCUCGCUCUCGCCAAGUCCAAGGGCAUGGCAAAUCUCGUGACGACGGUGUGCGCCACGGGAGGUGGCGCCUACAAGUUCGAGGAUAACUUCAAGAAGGAGGUGAACCUCAGCUUGGCCAAGUUCGACGAGCUCGACAGCCUUAUCCGAGGCAUGCUGUACAUCGAGAUGACGAAUCCCUGCGAGUGCUACUACUGGGCCAAUCCGACCGACGAUGAGAAAUGCCUGAAGGUGCCCUAUGACUUCUCGAAACCCUAUCCGUUCUUGCUUGUGAAUGUCGGCUCUGGUGUUAGUGUACUUGCCGUACAAAGUCCCAACGAUUACAGAAGAAUAAGCGGUACUAGUUUGGGUGGAGGUACGUUUUUGGGAUUAUGUUGUUUGUUGACUGGUUGCAAUACAUUUGAAGAAGCGAUAGAGUUGGCUACCAGCGGCGAUAGCACCAAGGUUGACAAACUAGUCAAGGACAUUUACGGAGGGGACUACUGUCGCUUCGGCUUGCAAGGAGAUACAGUUGCAAGCAGUUUUUUCGAUGUCCGUAGUUUUGGACAGAUGAAUUCGAAAGACAGACGAAAUACAGUGUCGAAGGAGGACCUCGCUCGCGCGACUCUUGUUACCAUCACCAAUAAUAUUGGUUCUAUUGCAAGGAUGUGUGCCCUCAAUGAAAAAAUCGAAAGGGUAGUGUUUGUCGGAAAUUUUUUACGAGUAAAUCCUAUUUCCAUGAAGUUACUAUCCUAUGCAAUGGAUUUUUGGUCUAAAGGAACACUUAAAGCUCUCUUUUUGGAGCACGAGGGAUAUUUUGGUGCUGUAGGAUGUUUAUUACAAUUCACUGGUGAUACCAGCUAAGCUCGUUUGUUACACCGCGUAAUGCUCAAAUGAAAAUAUAGGGACUUUUUUAAGCAUCAAGUAAACAAUUUACAAGGAAUAGUUGAUUUAAUUGUUUCUUGUAUACGCGUUUAAUUGUCAGCGUAUUUAAUAAUAAUUGUACACUUGUACAUAAAUAUACAUCAUUCCAGUUGUAAAAGGCCACGGGUGAACUAUAAAUUUACUUUUAGUUAUUUAUUUAAAUUGCACGUUUAUUGUUUUUAAGAGCAAGCAAAAUAAUAUAGAUGAAAAGUCUAUUACGAUUAUCUCGAUUGUUAGAUAUAUUUAUUGCCAAAUGAAAGUGAUUUCCUUAAUACGGAAGUAGCACAAUUUUUCAAAGUCGUUUUGUACUUUUUGAUCGUUGUACAUAUUUCUUACAAGUACAUGUAUUGAUUAGCGCUUGGGCAGUCAACCUUGUAGUUAACUUUGUUUUUGGUUUGCUGAAGUAUUCACUUUUAAAGAAUCUAUACGAAUGUUUUUUCAUACGAUAGUUGAACGCGGUACAUAUUAUUCCUGUAUACGUUAACUUGGAAUUGUAAAAAUAAUUUUCUAUUUGUUAAUAGGAUCUUCUCACUUGUUAAUGUUAUUUGCAAGUCGUUUACCAAUCAUAUGUCUGCAAUGUUGUAUUGGAUUUGAUAGAGAAUGUUUGUCAUAAUAUAUAUAUAUAUACACAUGCAA